AUGGCGAUCGAUCCGUUCCUGUUCGACACAUAUAAGCAGUACAAAGCUGGUACUGACAAGGUGACAACAUGGCUGGCUAACAGAGCACGAGAGAUGAAUACCUUCGACGACCUGUUUCCAUCCGAAGCCGCCUCUGCCAAGGGUAAAGGGUCAAAUAAACGGGCAAAGGGAAACAACACGAAAGAAGGUAUGGACAGUACCGAGGAAGGCGUUGACGUGGCGGGUCUUGGCACUCUCUUUGAGCACCUAGAAGUUGAUGAGCCUCUUGAGUGGACGUCAAACAACUUGCCGCCUAAGUCAACCAAAACCUUCGAUGCUUACGUGCUUGAGCCUACCGACGAAGAUCUCUCGUUCGCGAUCUUCUGCCUUUUCAAGGAUCUUACCGACAUCCGCCACUACGUUCGUCAGACUUGGACCGAAUAUAGAGAGCGUCAGAUCGCCUUCACCACUGCAGCAGUGACGAUGAAUACGGCUAUCUCCACACCCCGUCGUCUCAACGAAGAGUUCCUCUCCAACUUUCCCCGCUUCGGUGACCACAGCGAGAUUAUCAAGCACCCGCACAAUGGCUACCAUGAUCCAUCUCACGAGAAAAAUGACGAAGACUUCGCGACAUACACUGGUCUUCACUUGAAGAUUUCUUCCAAAGUCCUCUUUUGCGACCUUACGUACGAAAUGAUCGCCGGCUUCUUUAUGAAGGGUAGAAUACCAUUUUAUCAACAAGAGCAAGUCCGCGGUGCCGGAAUUCGAUCUACAGAUGACGAAGAAGCUUUAUGCAAGUGCCUCUCGCUGUUUGGUUUGGUUAAUUCGCAAUGUGAAGGCAACUUCUAUAACGACCAGUUAUUCCAAGCAUUGCAUAUCGCCAAGAAAGAAAGCGCGAUCUAUACCUGGGUAGUAUUUGCGGUUCAACUGUCUGUUGACACUCGCCGUGUUCUUGGCAAGGAGUUGAGUCGAUGUUUCGAUGAAACACAGGAAAUGCGAAAGCGGACGCCAGCAACAUUGGAGCAAUGCCUAUCCCUCGGCCAAAGCAACAAAGUCAACGAGCCCCACAAGACAGGAACACCACUUUUGCAGGGUAUCAAGAAGGAAAUCGAGCAUUUCCUGGAGAAAGACUUCAUGCAGGAGCUUGUAGAUGAGUACUUGGGCGUUCGCUCGGCUCUCUACCGCUGGGGUUCAUUCUACCUUGUUCGCAAUCAUCCAAUGCUUUUGGGUCUUCUUACACAACACUUCUUAACGAAAGUGCAUGAGGUCGGAAUAGCAUUGGGCGGUGAUCAAGGAGCAAUAAUUACCUCUAUUCAUUUGUACAACGCUUCUCAGCAGAGCGGCCAGUUGUCCGGGGGUUUAGAAUGGACUGACCUUGAGAAAAUCAUCGAAUGGCAGGACUCCUCAUGGAUUUUCGUCGGUGAUCGACCCAAGCUCCCGGGAGAUUGUUUAGUACACUACAACCUCGUCAUGGGCGUCAGCGCAACCAUUCUAUCAAAGGACCGUCACGGCAAAUCAACUCUUCGGCUGCGCAAGAAAACAAAGUUGCCCAUUUCACAAAAAAAGAAUCGAAAGUUGAGGCACAUGUCAACAUAUUUUGAUCUCAUGUACGCUAUUAAAGAAUGCGCCAAGCCGGGAGAGCCUCGCUGGGUUCUUACAAGAGCAGCGGGGGAGCCUCUCGCUAUGUUGGAGAUGCUUGUCGGGAAGUGCUUAGAGAGCAACAUUGAGAAAGCUGCAAGUUCGUCCAACUGUGGAAACAAGCGUUCGUCGAUAUGCCCGAAGGUUCAUCCUCUCAGAAUGAUCUCCAUCUUCAAGGACCGUCUUAAGUCAGAAGAGGAAAUAUUUCGGUUCGAUCUCUUGGCCUUGAAUCAACGCUGUGUUGAGAUGCUUCGGAAGUCUCAAGCAUUUUGCGUUGAGCAAUCAUCAAUGGACUACCCAAAAAACGAGUAUGGUGGUGAUGGCCAAUUGAACAAUUGUUUCAGUCACAUGAUUGCAGGCGUGUCUGGCGUGCCGCGUUCCCAGCCUACGAGAUUCCGAGAAGCAUGCCUCAUAGUGAAGGAAGUAGUGGAAGCCGAGGGCGGUAUUGAAUACGAGAAGGCAAAGACACGUCGUUUUGUCCAGGCUGAUGGUGGAAAGAUCAUAAUCGACAAGUUUGAGACGCCUUAUGAGGACAAUGUUUUGGUGUAUGAUAGGGAUCAUUUCAGUAGAAUUAUCAUUGCGGAUGACUCACCUUGAUUUGCUAUGAUUUGAGGUGUCGAUACGCGGAAGGAGCCUUUGAUGGAUUGUAGAAGCCGUGGGAGAGUUGGGCUGGGAGAUAUUCAGCGAAGCAGCGGGGAUUGGCUGCUGCACGCAUGCUGCUCUUGCACUUCGCAUCAAACACAUAGAUUUCAGCUCUUCAGAAUAAUGACUUGAG
Hyaloscypha bicolor E is the source of this 2392-nucleotide messenger RNA. RefSeq lists its product as uncharacterized. The transcript is spliced from 4 exons. The coding region runs from base 1 to 2214 and encodes 737 amino acids. The record is from RefSeq and is a predicted model, not a curated record. NCBI's taxonomy places the organism in Eukaryota, Fungi, Ascomycota, Leotiomycetes, Helotiales, Hyaloscyphaceae.